Messenger RNA from Klebsormidium nitens, 2720 nucleotides. Lineage: Eukaryota; Viridiplantae; Streptophyta; Klebsormidiophyceae; Klebsormidiales; Klebsormidiaceae. The record is from the annotation of a GenBank genome assembly.
AUGCGACACCAAUGGCAGAAACAGAGCGGAGCAUACUUUCUUACGCAUAUGCACGGCGACCACAUCAAGGGCCUGGGAAGCACCUGGUCUCGGGGGCCCCUCUACUGCUCCCACGUGACCGCUCAGUUGCUUUGCGUCCGCUUUCCCGGCUUCAGCAAGGGGCUGCUGCGCCCCUUGGAAGUCGGUGUUCACACCAUGGUCGAAGUUUGGGGCAAGCAGCAGCGACAGGAGUUGAUGGAGGUCACGCCCAUCGAUGCGCACCACUGCCCCGGCUCCGUCAUGUUCCUCUUCCGGGGCAGCUUCGGCACCCGGCUGCACACCGGCGACUUCCGCUGGGACGCUUUUCUUCCCACAUCUAGUUCCCCCGCCCCUUCCCCCUCCCGCCCCCUUCCAGAGACCAGCAAACUAGCUCUCACGUGCUCAGAAGGUUGCGCCGACGAGGCCGCGCGGCCGCUGACGUCAGGACUGCGUCAGCUGCAGGAGGCCCUCCAGGGGCGUCCGGUUGACGUCCUCUUUUUGGACAACACGUAUUGCCAUCCGAUGUACUGGUUUCCCAACCGGGCGGAAGCACUGGAGCAGGUGUGCGCGAUACUGGAAGCCCACCCGAGACACCAAGUACUGAUUGGAGUCGACUCCCUGGGCAAGGAGGACUUGUUAGUGUCAAUCGCCACCAGGCUCCGAACCAAGAUCGCCGUUUCUCCCGAGCGCCUCGCCUUCGCCCGGGUCCUCGGCCUGCCGGACGUCUUCACCCUCCUCCCGGGCCCCUCCAUCUACGCCACAGCCCCACCGUCCGCACGGUCCGAACCACUCAAAGCCUCCGGUUCCUCCGCCCCUUCUGAACCGUCCGACGCUUCCCCGACACGGUCCGAACGGUCCGAACCGGUCGAAGCCUCCAGAACGUCUUCCCCAUCAGAACCGUCUGACGCACUCCAAUCCUCAAACGCGUCCGAACCUUCCGGACCGUCCGCAACCUCCGGGUCGGGUCAUCCUGCAAAGCCGUCAACAUCGGAGCCCUCCAGAUCAUGCGGACCGUCCGAUAGUGCCGAACGCUCCCAACCGCUGGAACCGCCUGAAGUGUCCGAAACAGCUCGCCCCCGCAUCUGCGCCGUCCCGCGCCGCAGCGUCAACUUCGACCACCUGCGCGUUCUCAACGCGCGCGCGCCCACCAUCGGGAUCGUCCCCUCAGGCUGGCGGAGUCUCGACCGUCAACCGGGCGAACCAAACCACCGGGGGGCCGUACCGGGCCAUGGGAAUCGUGCGCCUGGGAGCAGAGUCAGCGGCGGUACCGCCCAGGUUCCCAUUCCUGGUUUUGGUAACCGGGGCUGGCCUACUGAGGGUGUCAGCAAGCAAAGGCGUUCUGACGAAGCGGAGGAGGAAGGCAGGGGGUGCGGAACUUUUUCGAACGAGGAGCAGGCAGAAUUGUUGCGGAGCGCGAUGCCGGCUGUGACGCCUGCAGCGGACGUGCUGACGUCGGCAAGGGAGUGUUCUGGAAUUGAGGGCGCGGCGCAGGAUAUUCAAGAGCGGCAUCUCCCCAGUUCACGGCGAAAAGGCGCGGUGCAAGUUCAGGGCGCGGCAGCGGCCGCGAGGGAACGCCUAAAGAAACCCCUGCCUGAGCCCAGCGCCCCCAGGGAGCCGCUUCUCUUUAGGGUUCCCUACUCGUUGCACUCGUGCUUCGUGGAGCUGGACGCUUUCGUGCGGCUGGUGAGGCCGAGCGUCAUCCGUCCGAUCGCCGGAAAGGACCCGUACGGUUUGGACACGUGUCCAAACGCGCACUUCGGGGAGCUGUGCAAGCAGUGGGGUCAGGGGCGUGGUUUGCAAGAACCCCACCCGGUUUUGGCAGAGGUUUCGGCUAACCCGGUGUGUGCGGACGGAGUUGACAGGGUCGGGUUUGUAGACGACGGGGAAGACGCCCUUGUGCUGAGGGGUAAACGGAACCGGAAACGGAGCGCCCUUCCAAAGGUGCGCCGGGUCGUGAUCAGGAGCAAGCGCUUCCGAGUCUGCUCGAUAUCCCCGCCUAAAGCAUCGGCAAGCGUUGCGCCAAAAGCCGCGGACUUCGCGACAUUCGACGAAGGAACGGGGCCGCUUCCUGAGGAAAGAGGCGGACUGAGACCUGGGGGACUUGGCGCUCUGGACAGCGGUGUGAAUACUCUCCUGGACGAGCAGGAUUUGCUGCGGGGGCUAGCCGGGGAAUGGUCGUCGGGGUUGCAUAACAAGGCUCGGCUCCGAGCGAGUGCGGACACGGACGCAGCGUGUUUAGAAUGGGACGUCCGGCGGGAAGUCAAGCAAGAGGAGUUCGGCAAAGGGGUGGCUGCACAGGUGUCAAGUCCGGAGAGGAACUUGCAACGCUCCGAGACUCAGGUCGGCAGCAACGAACAGUGUUUGAGUAAGAACGAAGCAGGUGGUCUGGCGUCUGUGUUACCGGAUUGGUAUAUUGAAGCUCAUGACAGGUGGAUUGCGGACGCGAGUCGUGCUGACACGUGUUGUGAGUCGGCUGCAGCGGCGGCCGGCUGUAAGGGAGAUCUAAAAGCGCAUACGGGGCAGCACAGAGGAUCCAAGUCCUCCAAGCGAACACUCCCCAGAUUCUUCAUGAAAGCAGGGCAGACUCUUGGAAACUAAAUACGACUUACUUGACGUUGACUUCAUGGCGGCGAUUGCCUGUGAACUGUUGACCCUUAAAAAUGCAUAAUCGGCCGCGCUUGGUUCCAACGCUGUUAGGUGGC